AUGGGGGCGGCGCUGGGGGUGUCGCUGGCCCCCCAGCUGGUGCUGCUCCUGACGAUGGGGGCGGCGCUGGGGGUGUCGCUGGCCCCCCAGCUGGUGCUGCUCCUGCUCCGCAGACGAUGGGGGGCGGCGCUGGGGGUGUCGCUGGCCCCCCAGCUGGUGCUGCUCCUGGUGCCGGCCGAUUCGGGCUCCCCGCGGCGCCGGGGGCUGCUGCGGCUGCUGCUGAGCUUCGCCGCGGGGGGGGCUGCUGGGGACGCCUUCCUGCACCUCAUCCCCCACGCCCUGGCCCCCCACGAGCACCACGAGGGCCACGGCCACUCCCAGCACGGGCACGGUGAGAGCCCAGGGCACCCUGGGGACACCCUGGGGACGAUUUGGGGAGCCCCCCACGAGCACCACGAGGGCCACGGCCACUCCCAACACGGGCACGCCCCCCACGAGCACCACGAGGGCCACGGCCACUCCCAGCACGGGCACGCCCCCCACGUGCACCACGAGGGCCACGGCCACUCCCAGCACGGGCACGCCCCCCACGAGCACCACGAGGGCCACGGCCACUCCCAGCACGGGCACGUGCCCCCUUUUGUCCCUGCAGGUCCCCACGAGGGCCACGGCCACUCCCAGCACGGGCACGGCCAGGCGCUCUCCGUGGGGCUCUGGGUCCUGGCCGGGAUCGUGACGUUCCUGGGGGUGGAGCUGGGGGUGCGGCACUGCGGCGGCCACGGCCACAGCCACGGCCCCAAGGCCAAGCACAGCUCCAGCGAGGACGAGGCCGACGGCGACGCCCGGGGCACCAAAGGCACCAAAGGCACCAAAAGCACCAAGGGCACCAAAGGCACCAAGGGCCAGCGCGAGGAGGAGCCCCGAGAGGCCAUGGCCGUGUCGGGCUACCUGAACCUGGCGGCCGACGCCGCUCACAACUUCACGGACGGGCUGGCGCUGGGGGCGGCGUUUUGGGGGGGGGGACCCGUCCGGGGCUCGCUGACGGCGCUGUCGGUGCUGCUGCACGAGCUGCCCCACGAGCUGGGGGACAUGGCCCUGCUGCUGCGCGCCGGCUGCUCCAAGGGACAGGCCAUGCUGCUGCAGCUGGUGACCGCGCUGGCCGCUCUGGCCGGGUGCCGCUUGCUCGUUUGCUGGCUGAGGGCUCCGGGGGCCGGCGCCGUGGCCGGGAUCCUUCCCUUCACCGCCGGCGGCUUCAUCUACCUGGGCACCGUGUCCGUGAUCCCCGAAAUCCUCCGCAAUUCCGGGCCCGCCCAGGCCCUGCUCCAGCUCCUGGCGCUCCUGGCCGGCGUGGCCAUGAUGCUGCUGAUCGCCCACUAUGAGUAGGGCAUUCCCAAAAUUUCCCCAAAUCCCAGCAAAACUUCCCCGUUUUGGACCUCCCCCGUUUAGCCCCGAAAUUCCUGUGGGAGUGGGAGAGGCUCAUUCCCGGAUUUAUCCUUCCCCCCUCGCCCCCCCGUCGCAUUUUGGGACCAAAGCGCGCUCCGGAAUUGAAAUUUGGGGGGGUCUAGAGGGGGUUUGGGGGGGAAAUGGGGGAAUUUUGGGAAGUUGGUGGGGGUGGGGGGUUUUUUUUAUUAUUAAUGAUGGGUGUAGCGAAUCAUGUUGGAAUAAAACGUGAGGAUGACGACGA
Corvus hawaiiensis (hawaiian crow) is the source of this 1624-nucleotide messenger RNA. It is a transcript of the gene SLC39A7, whose product is annotated as solute carrier family 39 member 7. Bases 1 to 1323 code for a protein of 440 amino acids. Gene Ontology annotation, cellular component: membrane. The transcript is spliced from 13 exons. The record is from RefSeq and is a predicted model, not a curated record. Gene Ontology annotation, molecular function: zinc ion transmembrane transporter activity. Lineage: Eukaryota; Metazoa; Chordata; Aves; Passeriformes; Corvidae. Gene Ontology annotation, biological process: zinc ion transmembrane transport; intracellular zinc ion homeostasis.